This is a messenger RNA of Clupea harengus (Atlantic herring), 6117 nucleotides long. RefSeq lists its product as uncharacterized. The record is from RefSeq and is a predicted model, not a curated record. NCBI's taxonomy places the organism in Eukaryota, Metazoa, Chordata, Actinopteri, Clupeiformes, Clupeidae.
CUGAAGUGGUCUAGGGGAAGGUGAUGGGCGGGGAGAAAUCUGAGGCAUGUUAAAAGCGUGUCGGAUAUGCGAGCUACAGAAAGAGUGGUCGUGACUAAUGGAGCUCUGUACUGGAGUUACGUGGAAGAAAGACAUCCUCUGCUUCUCAUCGAGCUGACCCGUCUUCUCACCAGAGGCCCAGCUCAAGAAUACAAGACAUGCCACUGAGUGACGGACUACCAUCAUGCAUCCUCAAUCCCACCAAGAGACCCAGCAAUACCAGACGCACUAUGGCUAUCUUAUCCACCACAACCAGUAUGGACAGCAAGUUGGAAAUGCACAGCCAAAUGGAAACCAAAUCCCAAGUUCCAAUUUAAACCAACAGGCCAAGUUUGGUCCCAUUCAGCAUCACCUUUCCUUGCAUGAUGGAACAUGCCUUCCACAGGCUGGUUACCAUGGAAAUGGAUCUUAUGGAAUAUCACCAGCAUAUCAGAAUUCUGUGUGCCCACCUGCAGCUCCAGCCCCAGCGGCAGGUACCCAUAGCACUCCACUAUAUGGAUACAUCAUUCCAUCGGGCGGUACCCAGAAUUUCCAGAAGAUGCAGUCACACACUGGGGCACAACCUGCACACAUACCUUCUUCAGGAACAACACAGGACUGGCAUGCGAGGAACAGCUCACAAACUAACGUGACACAAAGCACACCCAGGCAACCUCAAUCAGAAACAAAACAAGACUGGCAUACGAGGAACAGCUCACAAACUAACAUGAAUGUCAUCAUGCCAAACGGAGGAUUACACAUGUCAAUGAGCCAACGUCAGGCUACUGUUAACAACCUGAAUGGUCACAAUAGAUCUCCUCAAGCAGCCCAGGCAUUACAGGUACAGCAAUCCACUACUCAAGGUCAAGUCCAAAAUCCUCCUGCCCAUCAACAAAUCAGUUUGGCUGCAUGGCAGAUCUUUCUGACACAGCCGAAUGUGGCACAGGCUUAUCAUCUAAAGCUAACGCACAGUAAUCAACAGCAAAAUAUCCAGGUGAAUGGCAGGUUGAGUACCGAAGGCCAUGCACUACAACCAACACAAAAUGGCAGGAUUCCCAGUGGAACAAAUGGACAAGAUGUGAUGGUGUCCUCAUCAACUUCCUCAAGUCCGUGGUCAAGCUGUCAGUUCGUCAAUAAUGUAAACAAUGGGCAAAUUUCCAGGAGAAACAUGACCGUCACAUCACCUACCACUUCACCCAUGGUGGCUUCUCUGCCUCUCUACUCAAACAACUCGACCAGCUCCCCUCCUGUCUCCACGGGCUUGAAUAGAUUACCGCUCCCCCCGUAUCCUUAUGGGACACCCUCACAGUCGGCUCCUUCCCAAAACAUGAGCGUUUUCCCCUCUGGUUCCAGAGGUCUGCCGCCCUCAGCCAUCAGAGCCAAUGGUUUGCCCCCUCCUUAUCACAUAUUGGACAGUUCCAGCUCUGCCCACACCGACCAGAACAGUCCUCCUGCUCUGGACAAUUCAAACAGAAAUGGAGAUAGAGCUCCUAACCUCAGCAAUGGCACUCUAGUUAAUAGUACACCUAUCCAACAACAAAACUCACCUGUCGUUGUCUCAGACCAGCACAGAUUGUCCCAACUGGCUUCACAGAGGGAAGCGGAUCUGUACUACAACCAUGGACCAAACGUGCCUGACAGACCUGCCUUAAUUUCGAUAGACAAGCGGAGUCUACUGCUUAAGUAUCUCCUCAGAAAGAAAAAAACGGACAUUGACCAGGUUUGCUUUGGGGACUUACUUACUACUCUAAGAACUGACAAAGUGCAAGGGUACCCUAAGAAAAGUGUGCAGGUACACAGAGCUGUUGCAGUUGUACCUCCCAUAUCACAGCAGCUUUGCAGAAAGAGUAGUUGUGAUGAGGUUCCAUUUACAAUAGAAAAAGUUUGGUCUCUUACUGAUGAAAAGCAAACAGAGGAGGCCAGUGCUUUGCUUUUGGACAGUGACUGUUCCUCUAUAAGAAAGUCAUCAUCUAGUGGAAAGGGAUCAGAGGAUGGCGGUUGUCCUAAAGAUGGUGUGACAGCUGGUCAAGGUUCACACCCAGAGUCAGCAGUCUGCUCAAACACAAAUUCUCUCAACAAUCUGAUUACUGAGAAGGAAGAUGCUCCCAAGGACCAGAACCAUGGAGACCUAGGUAGAUCAGAUUGUUUUUUUGGCAUGUCAGCAGUGACGUGGAGUCUAGGAAAGGUGAGGAAAUUGGUGGCAGCCUUGGAACUGCUAGAACAAAAGCCACACAGAAAUGACCAGAAUGGACAAGACUUUGCACGCACUAUACUUGAUCUUUAUUGGGAUAGAAGCUAUCAUAACUACAUUGUGACAGAGCUAGGUGGUACCUUUGGAAAUAUAUUGAAGGAGGCUGCAGAGUUUGACACAGAGGAAGACAAGAUUGUGUUUGAUGCCAUGCAGGUAAAUGAUUUAGAUCAGCUAAAUAGCAAGUGCCACAUUCUUACCAGUUGCUUUGACGGUGGCAUCGCCACAGAAGUGGAUAAGUCAUCCUGGAGAAAUGUAAGUGAUGAAUCAUUGAACAUUUGCAAAGAAUUGACAGAUGAAGAUUUUAUUAGAAAAAACAUGGGGUCAUUGCUGGAAAAUUCCAAUGACAAGGCACAGGAGACAGACUUGUUCAAUAACAUUGAGGCUCCAUGUACCACAUCUUUCCGUGAGAACAGUGUGUCUAAGGAAGAUCUUCAAGCAUCCUCAGACCAGGCUGAACAGACUGAUCACAUCAUACCCCAGAGUCAAGAUGAUCUGGAAGAUCUCCACGCAUUCUCAGACCAGGCUGAACAGACUGGUCACAUCAAACCCCAGAGUCAAGAUGAUCUUGGACAAAACUCUACAAUGCCCAUCUCCACCACCAGUAAUAGACUUGAAAACAAGGAAGUUGAUCUCUCCCUUCCGGUUCAGGUGUCCUUCAUAAAUCCUAGCAGACUUUCAGACCAAAACCAAGCUCCUGCUGACCUUCAGAAGGACACUGCAUAUCAAACUGCUGAGGUGUAUGAUGGCCAUGACCCUAAACAGUGUUUCAGAAUUGCAUUAGAUGGAUCAGAUGAAUAUAUAAGAACAUCAUCAAAAGAUUCUCAUCAUCAAAAGAACUCUCAUCAUAUCAGUCAGGAUUUGGAUCACAAGGAGUGUUUGCCUAAAGAGGGUUGUGAAUUGUCAGAAAGCAUCUGUGAACAGGCAGAAACAUCAGACGAAGGCUGUCCAAAGAACCAGGAUGAUGCCAUGCUGUCCAUCAAAUUAAAUGUUUUGUCAUCUGAGAACGAAAUUAAGACUUUUAAUUCUAAUUAUGUAGAUCAGGACCUUGUCAGUUCUCCACAGGAAGAUCCCCCCUCACCUACUCUAUUCAUCGACACCCAGUCAGAUGAGUUUGAUCAAGACAGUCCUAUGAGUCCAGAUGAACCCAUGCUGUCAAUGAAGAUAACAGUGCUCUCAUUGGAUGAGUUAAAGGCAUUUUCAAAGGAAUUCUGUGAAGACUCUGAUGACAGUGUGUACAGUGUUGCUGCUUCUUCUCCCAUUUGCCUUGAUAGUAGUGAUCAUUCUGAGGGAGAUUUGAGUGAAAUGCUGAAUCAAGAAGAGAUUAACAUACUUAGUGGAGAAGAAGAGAUCCCAUCCUUUCUCUCCAUGGAAGAUGUUUUUAAAUUCAGUGAAAUACAGACAAGUAGGAUGAAAAAGAAACAAAAUGACCACUUAACAAAGUCAACUGGAAAAGAGCAAACUAAUCCUCUCAAAAACUGCAGGAAGGAAAAGGAAACAUCAAUGUCAACGAAGAAACAUCAACAUCCAAAACGAAUCCAUCGGCCAUCCACGCAUUAUGCUCAGAAACACUCAUCAAAUGUUUCCAGAAAGGGCUCUGCUCAGACAGCCCAUAAGAAAACCAAGCCAAGUGGACUGGAGUUUCAUAUUCCCACCUCGUCCCCCAGUGGGACUAAAGCCAGCUCUCCCAUCUCUCCUUCAGCUGCCAUAAGGAAAAAGAAGUCUGACGUAAUGAAGGAACUUGAUUCAUUGCGCACAGGAGAGGGUGAGAAGGUAGAAAAGCCAAGUGCAAGUCAUGUAAAAGGAAGUGGCAGCCCCACCAGCACUUUCCGACCAUUAGCCCAGAAAAAGCGCAGCAGGGAAUCACUCGAAGAGUGUGGGAAUUUGGAUGAGUUGACAGAAGUCCUGGUUCCCUCAGGCCAAUCAUGCCUGAAUGUGACUAAUAAAUCCAGCAUCUCCCAAGACACUGGUGCAGAGGUAACUAAGGCACCAGACAACAAAAGACACAGACAUGAAGCUGUAAACCCCACUGCUACCUCGGGGGCGAAUUAUCUGAAUCUAACAGGAACUACAGAAAAUCCAGAAAUACCAAAGCCCAUGAAAAGAAAAUGUGCAGUGUUAAAGCCAUAUGGUUCAUCACCGUAUUACACAGUUUGUGAACGUGAUUUGCCAGCUAGACUUACAGUUCUGUAUUCCCCGGAAAAGAACUCUGCAAAGAACAAGAUCAUGAACAGUUGGAAGAACAGUUUUGUGCCCACUCCCGUGAAAUCCAGGAGACUAUCAGAACACGCCCCGGAAGAUGAGAACAGGGAGAAGGAUGUGCCUGAAAGAACAUUAAAGCACCAGAACUCGCCUAGCAAGGACAAGGAGGAGCAGCAGAGAUCAUCUGUCAAGGGGCACCAGACCAAAUACAAGAAACGUACCAACAGAUCCUCCAGUCUAGGCGAGAUGAAAAGGGAAGCUCUGAGGAUGGGAAGAUUAAAAAUGUCUCCACGAGAACAGAAGGACAUGGGACUACAUAUAAUUAAACAGUUUCGACGGAAUCAUGUGAAGUUGUGAACUUUGGACAAAGAUUAACAUAACUUGGCAUUUGUACUUUUUGAUAUCAGAAAAGUAUUGGCCUGCAAACUAAUCAAUCUUUCCCCUUUCGCCAGAUAUUGCUGAAAGAAUUACUUGAAAUAGCAAAUCAGAAGUCUUCAGUGACUUGAGGAUAGAUAGCCAAUAGUAUUCUGAUUUGUCUCGUAUCUGAAUAUGUUGUAAAUAUGUCAUGUUCUAUUUUUGUCUUUACUCUAGCAUGUAACUCAGAAUCUCGAUAUUUUUCAUACACUACACAGCGUAUUGUUGACUCCUCUCUUCUUAAAUUGUCAGUUUACGGUUGAAUGAUGUCAUUUUAUUGUCUUUUUUAUAGAUAUUUAAUUUUUUUUAUCAAUGUGAAUUGUGACCCGUGUUUUUGUAUUUUUUUAAUAAAUCGAUACUGCAGUGACAAAAAUGGUGGCUACAGGCACAGUGAUUUAUUUUCCCUUGCUAAUAAGGGCUGGUAAUCUUGCACUGAAUGAUCCAGAUAAUCUUCAAAAUGAAUACAUAGGCCCCACUCAGGUUUUUAAAGCAUCUUUCUUUGAAAGGAAAGGAGAACGAGUGAGAGCUGUAUAUCAUUUACACUGUUUUGGUGUAAUACUGUCUGUCGGCAAAGCUACCUGAAAUAAAUAAGUCUACACGCACAGAAGACGGGUAUGAGGUCAACAAGAUACAUAUGUUUUCCAAAAUCGGCAGUGUUUCCUGGUGUAAAGUAAUUAAAAGUUGUUCAAACUUAAACUAGUGUUGGAAUCAUCUUGAAAUCCCUUUUGUGGGUAUGUGGCCAUGUGGAGGACUGAUAAACAUGUUUGUACUGACCAGAAUGCACUCAAACCUUUGUCACUGCCACAAAGCAAGAGACCUGCUGUGAAAAAUAAUCCAAACAGACACUAAGAGAACGUGAGAGCAACUUCACAAGUGCUCAGAUCACAGUCCCAAAGCUCCCAAGGUUGAACCUCCUCUUAAACUAUGUUCACCACAUAUCAUUUGCAUACAGUGUCGUUGUCAUAGUGGCCUACGUGUAAACAGUCAUACACCAGUCUCAAACACUAUUCUGAUCUUGUUUACUAACCUCAGCCCAGUCUGCGGACGCUAUGUCUGCUUCUAAUUCCGUAUUCGGUGCACUGUGUUCCCUUCGCGAUUAAAAGCCUUACCCUUGUGCAGCUCAUCAAUACAUGUAAUUAAGCCCCACACAUUAACAAAAAUAGUGUGCAAUAUCUGCAAUGUGGCCCUUUAGGCCAGGCAAAGUAACCCAUUUUGGAGCCAAAAAUAUAAUUAAU